Molecule: messenger RNA, 1453 nt
Organism: Folsomia candida
Lineage: Eukaryota; Metazoa; Arthropoda; Collembola; Entomobryomorpha; Isotomidae
Product: zinc metalloproteinase nas-14
Exons: 11
Coding region: 438-1418 (326 amino acids)
Biological process (GO): proteolysis
Molecular function (GO): zinc ion binding; metalloendopeptidase activity
Source: RefSeq, a predicted model, not a curated record
AAAUCAAGAAGAAAGUGGUGAACAAAAGUUGGAGGAAGAAAGGUUCGUCGUCGUCAGUAUGAAAUUGACCAUCAAGUGGUGAUAUGAUACCAAGCUGAACCGGUUUAACUGCAAUUUCACAUUAAUUCACCGAAUCCACCCGGUGAUGGCUUUUAAUUUAUUUCGUGUAAAACGAACAGUGUAAUUAUGUUAACAAGCCCACAUAUAAGUCGGCAAAAAGUUCUGUUUGAUAGAUUGUCUUGAUCGUGUGUUUCAUGUCAAGUCAAUAAAUCCCGACACAAGAUUGCAAUUCUUGGAAGAAGAUUGAAAACCAAUCAGUUUUAAUGGAAAACUUGUAGGAGGAAAGUAGUUGUGUUUUUCUUUCGAAGCUGACGACAUAUUCAAUUCAAUCAUCGAAUACAUAACUGGAGGAUCUAACAAAGUUAAAUAUAUCAAGCAUGAUGACGGGAUUUGUUAUGUUCAUUGUGGGGUUGGUGAUGAUAAUGGGCACUCACAGCAGAGUCACAAUUCCUCGUGACUCAAUAAAAGAACUGAUUCAGAAAGCUUUAGUGGAAUCUAUGGCCCAAAAACAAAGAGAUCUGAUUCAAGGUGAUAAAGAGCUAAUGGAGCAAGAUCCAGAAGUGAUGCCUGGGUUUUUUCAAGGGGACAUGGCAGGCAUGUUUGACGGAGAAGAUGAUCUUGGCAGGGUCGGAAUUAAUUUUAAACAGUUUCCGAAUAGAAAAUGGCCCAACAAUACUGUUCAUUAUCUGAUCAGUGAUCUAUACGUGCCAGAAGAGUACCAAAUCAUAAAAACUGCUAUCGAUAUGCUGGGAUUUUUUACAUGCAUCACAUUUAAAGAAUGGGACGGUGAUAAACCAGAUUAUCUCAUUAUAUGGCCAGUGCAGAAACCCAACGGAUGCUGGUCAUAUGUUGGGAGAUUGGGAGGACCUCAAAUCGUGUCCUUGCAAAAACCUGACAAAAAAUCCCCGCAAUGUUUUGCAGGUCUAGGACGUCCAUUGCAUGAAAUUAUGCACGCUCUGGGAGUAUACCACGAGCAAUCUCGUCCAGAUAGAGAUAAAUUCAUCUCUGUGACAAAAACUAAUGUGUUAACAGGAUUCAUCAAUAAUUUUGACAAGCUUGCCUCAACCAACGUUAGUCUGCCAUUUCACUACGACUACAACAGCAUAAUGCACUAUGGAACAAACUUUUUCAGCAAAAAUCGGAAAAAUCCCACCCUAGUGCCAAAGGAGAAAGGAGCCAAGAUCGGACAACGGAUAACUCUGUCUCAAUUGGACUGUUUAAAAUUGAAUUCAAUGUACGGAUGUUUAGACGACGAGGCUUUCGACAAACGCAAGUAUUAUACAAUCUGCGACUUUUUAGGUCUCGAGUCCACAGUUAAACAUAGUAGAAAAAUCAAUCGGAAUAAAACCAAGGGUUGACAAUAAAGAAAGUUAAAUACCCAUGCAAAUCCAUC